This is a messenger RNA of Pseudoliparis swirei, 5948 nucleotides long. RefSeq names its product cAMP-specific 3',5'-cyclic phosphodiesterase 4B-like. Gene Ontology annotation, biological process: signal transduction. Gene Ontology annotation, molecular function: 3',5'-cyclic-AMP phosphodiesterase activity; transmembrane transporter binding. The record is from RefSeq and is a predicted model, not a curated record. Gene Ontology annotation, cellular component: perinuclear region of cytoplasm; cytosol; nucleus. The transcript is spliced from 15 exons. Lineage: Eukaryota; Metazoa; Chordata; Actinopteri; Perciformes; Liparidae. Bases 1645 to 3942 code for a protein of 765 amino acids.
UUUAAAUCUUAGAUCACUGCAGGCUCUCAUGCAACAUCACUCGCUCUCAGUUUAAUCUUUCCCUCGUUUAUUUCAAUUUAAGCAUUUUUCCUUUUGACCUUUCUUCAUGUCAUUUUCCAUUCUCAUCGAGGCUCUCUGUCCUCAUCGAAGAGCCAAUUUGGACAUGAAACGCUGUAAUUUCCUUGCUUUAAUAAAGUCAUUUCAAUGGGAGCAGAUGAAAGUACUGGCAGCCUUAAAGAGAUGCAACUUAGUUACAGUUUUUUGGAUUCAUCACAUCAACAAGACAGAUGCGCUUUCACGAGAGACCUUUUGACUUUUUACAAAGCUUAGUUCGAUGCUGUUUGUCCUGCUGUUGGAUUUGUACUAGUAUUACCAGCUGAAACUAUUAUUUACUUGAUAUACAUGUAACAACUUUGAUAGUUGAAUUCACUGGUUCAGAAGUAAGGAUUUGCUGUUUUUAGUCUUCUAUGAUAGUAAAAGGUAUAUCUUUGGACUAUUGGGUGGAAAAUCAUGCCAUUUGAAGGCAUUGCCUCGGGCUGCGGGAAAUAGUGAAUAGUAAUUUUAGGAACUGAUAAGUAGAUUAAUUUGUUGUGAACAUAAUCUUUAACUGUGGUCCCGAUGAGAGCUAGACCAAAAGAUAUGCCAGGAUCCAUAUAUCAGCCAAUAUUUGGUAAUUACAGAUAUAUCAUUACUAGUGUAUAUGUUGAUCAAUGAUUAAUAACAAAAUGUAGUCCAGAAAUGUCCUGAUCAUAAACGAGUGUGUCUAUUAUUUAGAGCAUCAUUUUUAUUAAUGUAAAAUGUCUUUAAAACAGUGUUGACAAGUUAUGAUUAGCUGUGAGUUGUUGCAUCCCUCUUUUUUUCUGUCCCUCCUCACUCAUCUUCUUUGUCUGGUCUACUUGGCCGGGUACACAAAAUACACAAAUUAAUUCCCUGUUCUCUAAAGCCAUGUUCUGGGAAUUCCUCGAGCCUCCAUUCCCCCGUCGGCACCAUCGUGCCUCCCCAUCUCCCCUGUUUAUUUGAAGCCUGUCGGCGGGUCUCAUUUACACUCUCGGGCGGUCAACAUAAAGUGGAAAGUGAUGUGUGCAGAAUGAGCGUGGCAGGCUGCCUGUGUUUCCUCUGUGCCCCGGUUUGUUUACAACCCGUCAUUACAGUGAAGCACCGAGGGCUCCUUACCGAAUGCUUCACACUCGACCCGACGCAUUAAACACACAAUUUAUAUUAAUAAAUAUGUCACUCGGCCUGAAAUGAGCCUGGCUGUAACGGUUAAUUUUGGUCUUUGUAGUGAAGAGCAUAACAACAUUUAUGUAGACAAUAUACGGUACGGCACUCUGUUAAAUCAAGAACACUAGCACAGUGCCCUUAAAAACACACGCGGUCAGAUACUCGACCUGGAGUGUUUCUGCUUAUACAAUCAACAACAGUGCUUAAAAAAUAUGCAACUCAGCUGUAUAGUUAUUAAAUCAGUCAUGUUGAUGUGUGCUCAAUUGGUUUCACAAAUCUUUUCAUUUAUUUAUCACCAAAUUCUUUAUAUCAUGCAUUACUUCAUUUCUUCUAAAUAGUUUCCUUUUCAUUGCUUUACUUUAGUUUUUUGCUCUAUUGAGUAUAUUCUUUUAUUGACAACUUUAUUGUGUCCCUAGCACUAAAAUGUCCGCUGUAGUUUUUUCAUUUAUCACCACAAAGCUUAUCCGAGGAAAUCCGCAUCAUCUUAAUAAUGAAAUUAUCUUUUUUUUUAAGGAGCCUUCUGUGGGACAAUUUUCCAGCGGCAGCACACUGGGGGUAGAAGUGUGCAAAGUCCACAGGCGGUUUUCUGGCAACCUGCAGCUGCCUCCAUUGUCAUGGCGACAGGUGGAAAGAGAUAGGGACAGGGUGAGGUCGCUCACACCUGAAGAAGACCCAGUGCCCUGGACCAGACCCUCCAGUCUGCCCAUCUCGACUCUGCCGCGCAUCGACAUCACACAGGCCGACCCCGACAGCUUUGAAGGAGAACAUGGUCCAUCGGUGUGCUGUAGCCCUUCAGACCUGCAGGCAUCCCCGGGUUCAGGUCUGGUUCUGCAUCCUAACCUGGCGGCCCACGGCCAGCGUCGGGAGUCCUUCCUGUACCGCUCUGACAGCGACUACGAUCAAUCGCCAAAGUCCCUGUCUCGAAACUCUUCCAUUGUGGGAGAACUGCAUGGAGAGGACUUGAUUGUGACUCCAUUUGCUCAGGUUCUGGCAAGCCUUCGGACUGUCAGGAACAAUUUCACCACCUUGACGAAUGUACAGUGUGCAUCCAAGAAAAGGUCUCCUGCGAAUCAACCUUCUCUCACCAAAGUCUGUCUGUCAGAUGAGUCCUACCAGAAGCUGGCGAUAGAGACCAUGGAGGAGCUGGACUGGUGUCUGGACCAGCUGGAGACCAUCCAAACCUACCGCUCUGUCAGUGACAUGGCCUCUAACAAGUUCAAGAGGAUGCUGAACCGGGAGCUGAGCCACCUGUCUGAGAUGAGUCGCUCAGGCAACCAAGUUUCAGAGUACAUCUCCAACACCUUCCUCGACAAUGAGUUGGAGCUUCCUUGCCCAGUUCCUAAGUCCAGGGAAAGGAAGAGGAGACAGGGCCAAAAGCAGCAGCAGCAGCAACAGCAGCAGCAGCAGCAGGAUGGGACGAUGACUCAUAUCAGUGGGGUGAGGAAGGUCAGCCACACACCCAGCAUCUCUGGAAACACCAGCAAUCGUUUUGGAGUCAAGACAGACCAGGAGGAACUGCUGUCAAAGGACCUGGAGGACAUCAACAAAUGGGGUCUAAAUAUCUUCAAAGUGACCGAGCACUCCCACAACCGACCGCUCACAUGCAUCAUGUACUCCAUCUUUCAGGAGCGAGACCUGAUGAGGACGUUCAAGAUUCCAACGGACACCUUUGUGACGUUCAUGCUGACCCUGGAGGACCACUAUCACUCCGACAUGGCUUACCACAACAGUCUGCACGCCGCUGACGUGGCCCAGUCCACACACAUCCUCCUGUCAACGCCUGCACUGGAUGCGGUCUUCACAGAUUUGGAGAUCUUGGCAGCCAUCUUUGCUGCAGCCAUUCACGACGUGGACCACCCAGGAGUGUCAAACCAGUUCCUCAUCAACACCAACUCCGAGCUAGCUCUCAUGUACAACGAUGAGUCGGUGCUGGAGAACCACCACCUGGCUGUGGGUUUCAAACUGCUGCUGGAGGACAACUGCGACAUCUUCCAAAACCUCACCAAGAAACAGAGGCAAUCCCUCCGGAGGAUGGUCAUCGACAUGGUGCUGGCAACUGACAUGUCUAAACACAUGAGCCUGCUGGCUAAUCUGAAGACGAUGGUGGAAACCAAGAAAGUGACCAGCUCUGGAGUUCUGCUGCUGGACAACUACACAGACAGGAUGCAGGUUUUGCGUAACAUGAUUCACUGUGCGGACCUGAGCAACCCGACCAAGCCUCUGGGUCUAUACCGGCAGUGGACAGACAGGAUCAUGGAUGAGUUUUUCCACCAAGGAGACAGGGAGAGAGAAAGGGGAAUGGAGAUCAGUCCGAUGUGCGACAAACACACAGCUUCGGUGGAGAGAACACAGGUUGGCUUCAUCGAUUAUAUCGUCCACCCGCUGUGGGAGACGUGGGCCGACCUGGUCCACCCCGACGCCCAGGAUAUCCUGGACACACUGGAGGACAACAGGAACUGGUACCAGAGCAUGAUCCCCCAGAGUCCCUCCCCUCCGUUCUACACCAGUGACGGGGAGGGCGGCCCACUUGAGGAGGUGGAGGGGGCACCUGUGGCGAGUAAAUUUCAGUUUGAGCUGACGCUGGAUGACCAGGAUGGACAGUGUGGAGACGAGAAGAGCGCAAUGAUGGAGAUGACUGACGGUGUGGUACUCCAACCACAGGCCUCUGAUCAGGACGGGGUUAAAAUGACAACGUGUGACGUCUCACCUGCAGAAACAUAGCUGGACUGACAAGUUUAGCUGUUUACUCUGAAUUCAUUUAAUUGCAGUCGAGCAAUCCUGCAAUAUCGCUCUCUGGAGCUGCCUUGCAAAUAGGGCCUGACUGAAUGUUGGGCACCCGUGCAAACGGGGCUUGGAAACCCUGUGGCAGUUUGUUUUGAGCCCCCUUGAAGGGAGCCGGAAGAGGUGUGUUCUUUAAAGAAGGGACUACUGUCAGACGGCAGAGGCAUGUCUGAAUCCCUCAGACACAAAAGGUGGACGAUAUGUGUCCGUGUACUGGGACCAGUAACAAUUCCAGACUUGCACUUCAGGAAGUUUUUUUAUGUUAAUUUUUAUUAUUUUAUUGUGUCGGGAUGGGAUGUCACUUGGUAAAAUGUCCAACCAAAAAACAACUGGUCAGCAAGUUAUUUGUACCCAAGUAGUUUUUUUCUGCACAAGAUUGUGUGCAUUUUUUUCUUUUUGUUUACGUUUCUUUUUGAAAGUGUUUUUAUAAUUUAUUGAAGACAUUCAUGUAGCUGUAAAACGUGUCAACUUUUCUACAAUAAGGACGCAGUUCUCUCACACAGUCUUCCUCAUGUUCUGGCAAUAGUAUAAGCUUGUUCAGUGGAUGUAUUUCUAAAAUCAGACAACUUCCCAGCACAAUUUGCACUUUGUGGCAUAGGACAAAGAGACAGUGGAAAGCAUCAGUACAUUAAUGUAAACAUGUAAAACAUGUUUGCUUUUCGCCAACAAGUCAUUUCACAGGUCAUUUAAUAACGUGUGGAUCACAUUCUUUGGAAAUGGAAGAACAUUUAGUUUUUUUGAGUCCAAAAAUGUCUAAAGAAAAACAAAACCAACUCCAAAGACCCUGUAAAGAAAGCACUUUGAUGAUUUGACCUCUGUACAGUGCGAGCCAAUGCUUGAAGAGACAGGAGUGAAACAAAUCAAACUUCUGACAAGAAGGGAAAUUGAUCCCAGACGUUGUCAUGGAGCUCGACGAAGAGUUCGGGCAAAUGAAAGCAAUUAUUUCAUCAAUUUCACCAAAAAUAUCUUCCAUAAAAGUUAGACAUUUCUGUUUGACAUUUGUUUCUACCUUGUAAUCCUCCUGUUUCGUCACACACACACACACACACACCUGUUGUGGUUAACAGCAUUCUUAUGAAUAGGCUUCACGCCGUGACUCUGAAUGACUGUAAGACUGUGUACACAUUUAAAAAGACACCUAUUAGUGAUAGAAUAAUUGUAUCUUGUAGUUUUUAUUCCAGCACUUUGAAUAUGUGGACAGCUUGCAGCUGGUUGCUGAUCUGUCCAACACUACCUUAAAGGUACAACCUUCAGAAUAAGGGUGGGGGGUGCCAAGGGUGGGGGGUGCCAACAUCGUGUCAUGACACGACACCUCUGGUGUGACUGUGUGUGUGUUUGUGUGUGUGCGUGUGUGCGUGUAUGUAAACAGAGUUGCACAAUCUUGUUGCACCCAGCUGAGUUGUUCAGACUUCAGCUGUUUGUAACACUGUAUUUAUUAUUCUCCUUGUAUAUGAUAAUAUUGAAAUUGAUUGUUAAUAUUUCUUGUAUAUCUGUUAUUAUUUAUAUGCACUACCACGUAUCAAAUCACAGUUUUACUGAACUUGUCUGGUGGUUCUGUUUCAUGAUAUUUAGAAAGCUGUUUUGCAAUAUGACCGUAACAUGAAGUUAUGCAACUCAAUUUUGACAAUUUGAGAUGUUUGUUUUGAAGUUCCAGCUAGAAAAUGUUGGACAGUCCAAACCAACCACAGCUCAUGUGGUGCAGAAAAACUCUGGCAUUUGUUUUUGUAUUUUGUUCCUGGUGGAUUAUGAAGGCUGGAUGUUUACUGCAGUAUGUUCUGUAUGGUGACUGGUCAUUGUACAGCUAUUUGGAAUAUUUGCUGAAAUAUAUUGCAUUGUUUCAAAUCUAUUUUUUCAGUGUUUUUCCUCACAAUAUAUGGUAACAUUAUAUAUGUUGUGCUCAACCAAUGUUUUCUAUCAGAUUAUUAAAAUGACCGUGUAUUACAGAA